Molecule: messenger RNA, 2946 nt
Organism: Nerophis lumbriciformis (worm pipefish)
Lineage: Eukaryota; Metazoa; Chordata; Actinopteri; Syngnathiformes; Syngnathidae
Product: probable N-acetyltransferase camello
Molecular function (GO): N-acetyltransferase activity
Source: RefSeq, a predicted model, not a curated record
UAAGCCGUUUCCGGUAUGUUCACGCCGUUCUGUAAAAAAAAAACCCCGCAAUAUAUUGCUAAAAUUACUCUCAAUUUUGCACUUUGACCUCAAUUAAUCUUAAGGGACAAUAUUCGUCUCAUGUAAUGUUUGUUGAAUACGACCUUUGUGCUUUUUUUCUCAUGUUGUUGUAGACCUUGAACGCACCACAUCCCUAAGAACAGGAAGACGCGAUGAGUUCAUUUUCUUUGGCUUCGAACUUUGCUCCCUUUUUUUCCGGUUCUUUGAGCGCAAGUACAAGAAAAGACUUCCCGUGCUGAGCGAUGGCCGGCGUCCAGAUCCGUAAGUACUGCGAGGACGACGCGGAGACGGUGAAGGAGCUCUUCACAAUGGGCAUGAGCGAGCACGUGCCCACGUCCUUCGUGCACCUCCUCAAGCAGCCGCUCCCCCAGAUGGUGCUCAUGGUCACCUUCUGCGCCCUCCUGACCAGCUCCAAGUCCUUCCUGCUGCCCGUCCUCGCCGUCACGCUGCUGAUGGCCGCCGCCCGCCAGCUGGUGGUCUACAAGUUCAAGAGCUACAUCGAGACGUCGUUCAAGCUGGACCUGGACACCGUCGACGAGACCUACAUGGCGGGCAAGGACUCGUGCUUCUGGGUGGCGGAGAGCGACGGGCGGGUGGUGGGCAUGGUGGCCUGCCUGCCCAACCAGAGCGCCCCCGACUGCCUGGAGCUGAAGCGCAUGUCCGUGCGGCGCAGUUACCGCGGCAGGGGCGUGGCCAAGGCGCUGUGUCGGACGGUGGCGGACUUCACCCGCCAGCGAGGCUACGCCGCCGUCCUCCUCUACACGUCCGUGGUCCAGACGGACGCUCAGAAGCUCUACGAGCACAUGGGCUACGACAAGGUGCGGCAGUUUCUCCUUCCCGACGUCGCCCUCAAGCUCAUGAACUUCUCCCUCUUGGAGUACAGACUGGAUUUGCAGAAAGACAAGAAAGGGAACUGAGGGAAAACACGUCCAGAGAACUGUGCCGCGACUCAGAUGUUGUCAUUUUGUUAAAAUUUGUAGCAAUUCUUAAAAAUAACCAGUUCACUUUAGCUCAGGGGUGUCCAAACUCGCCAGCCUCUUCAAAACGCAUCCAAUUCUUUCAAGUUUCUGAAUGCUUCACAUUUGCUGCCAUCUAGUGGACGAUGAUCAACGAACAGCACAGCAUUUACUUGUAUGACACAAUCCAAACAACCUUCCCUAGUCAUGGUGCAAAAAAAACACAUCAAGGUCAACACACUUGGUCACACAUAACACAACCUAAACAUUGUAGAUAUUAUGAAAAACAACCUUCCCUAGUCAUGGUGCAAAAAAAAAUCUACAUAAAGGUAAACACACAUGGUCACACAUAACACAACCUAAACAUUGUGGAUAUUAUGAAAAACGUCCAAACACCAUACAACUUUUCUAAAUUACACCCAUUUAAAUCUGUUUUGGGAAAAAUGCAAAACAAUCUUAAAACACAACUUAUAUGACACAAUCCAAACAACCUUCCCUAGUCAUGGUGCAAAAAACCUACAUUAAGGUAAACACACAUGGUCACACAUAACAUAACCUAAACAUUGUAGAUAUUAUGAAAAAUGUCCAAACACUACAAAAAAAUUCUAAAUUAUACACAUUUAAAUCCAUUAGAGUGCAUGAUGGGGAAAAAUGCGAAACACUCUUAAAACACAACUUAUAUGACACAAUCCAAACAACCUUCUCUAGUCAUGGUGCACAAAAACACUUAAAGGUCAACACACAUGGUCACACAUAACACACCCUAAACAUUGUGGAUAUUAUGAAAAACAACCUUCCCUAGUCAUGGUGCAAAAAAAUAAAAAAUAACUUAAACAUUGUGGGUAUUAUAAAAGACGUCCAAACCCCAUGAAACUUUUCUAAAUUACACCCAUUUCAAUCUGUUUUGGGAAAAAUGCAAAACAAUCUUAAAACACACUUUAUAUGACACAAUCCAAACAACCUUCCCUAGUCAUGGUGCAAAAAAAACUACAUAAAGGUCAACACACAUGGUCACACAUAACACAACCUAAAUAUUGUGGAUAUUAUGAAAAGCGUCCAAACACCAUAAAAAUAUAAAAAUGACACCCAUUAGAGUGCAUGAUGGGAAAAAUGCAAAACACUCAUAAAACACAACUUAUAUGACACAAUCCAAACAACCUUCCCUAGUCAUAGUGCAAAAAAAAAACCUACGUAAAGGUCAACACACAUGGCCACACAUAACACAACCUAAACAUUGUCGAUAUUAUGAAAAACGUCCAAACACUCCAAAAGAUUCAAAAUUACACCCAUUUAAAUCCAUUCGAGUGCUCAUAAAACACAACUUAUAUGACACAAUCCAAACAACCUUCCCUAGUCAUGGUGCAAAAAAAAAAUCUACAUAAAAGGUUAACACACAUGGUCACACAUAACACAACCUAAAUAUUGUGAAUAUUAUGAAAAACAUCCAAACACUACAAACAUUUUUAAAAUCACACCCAUUUAAAUCCAAAAUGCAAAGUGUUCAUAAAACACAACUUAUAUGACACAAUCCAAACAACCUUCCCUAGUCAUGGUGCAAAAAAAAAAAUCUACAUAAAAGGUUAACACAUAACACAACCUAAAUAUUGUGAAUAUUAUGAAAAACAUCCAAACACUACCAACAUUUUUAAAAUCACAUCCAUUUAAAUCCAAAAUGUAAAGUGUCCAUAAAACACAAAUUAUAUGACACAAUCCAAACAACCUCCCCUAGUCAUGGUGCAAAAAAAAAAAAUCUACAUAAAAGGUUAACACAUAACACAACCUAAAUAUUGUGAUUAUUAUGAAAAACAUCCAAACACUACAUACAUUUUUAAAAUCACACACAUUUAAAUCCAAAAUGUAAAGUGUUCAUAAAACACAAGUUAUAUGACACAAUCCAAACAACCUCCCCUAGUCAUGGUGCAAAAAUAAA